This is a messenger RNA of Penaeus vannamei (Pacific white shrimp), 1296 nucleotides long. RefSeq names its product craniofacial development protein 2-like. Gene Ontology annotation, cellular component: nucleus. Lineage: Eukaryota; Metazoa; Arthropoda; Malacostraca; Decapoda; Penaeidae. Gene Ontology annotation, biological process: chromatin remodeling. The record is from RefSeq and is a predicted model, not a curated record.
AUGUUACUCUUGCCUUUUGAAAUGCCGGAUCAGUCGGGGGCCGGUUUAACAACGACUGCGCUAUCCAUCGGCGAUCGUCAGGAUGGAAGUGAAAAGUAUGUUACUGAGGAUCAAACAAUCAAACUUAAACUAGCGAAGAAUAAAUUCAUUACUGGGACAUGGAAUGUAAGAACUAUGUACUGUCAGGGAAAACUAAAGGAGGUAACAUAUGAAUUGAAACGUUAUAAAUGGAAUGCCGUAGGGUUAGCAGAAACAAGAUGGACUGGUGCAGGAGAGAUUACGACUGAAGAGGGUCGCAAAUUGUGGUAUUCCGGAGAGGAAAAAGAACACGUGAAAGGAGUUGGUUUCCUCGUUCAUAAGAAUAGUGUGAAAUCUGUACUGAAAUGUGCACCAAUGUCAGGUCGAAUCAUCAGUAUCAGACUAGCUGCAAAACCACAAAACAUAUCAAUUAUACAGGCCUACGCCCCAACAAAAGCAUCUGAUGAGGAUAUACUGGAACAAUUCUACAAGGAAUUAGAGGAAAGAAUCAAACAAAUACCAGGGAAAGAUAUCUUAAUAGUUCAAGGUGAUUGGAAUGCUAAAAUAGGCAGAGAUGCUUUUGAUAUUUGGAAAGGAACACUUGGAAAAUUCGGACUCAAAAAUACAAAUGAAAGAGGAAAUCGAUUACUAGAAUUCGCAAAACAGCUUAAACUGGUGGUAGCCAAUACUCUGUUUAAGAACAAGAUAACUAGAACCACCAUAUGGCACUCACCAGGAGGCAUACGUCACAACCAAAUCAAUUUCAUUUUAGUAAGUAAAAAAUACCAGUCUCGAAUAAAUGGAGCGAAGACUCGGGUAUUUCCUGGUGCUGACGUCGGUAGCGAUCAUGACCUUCUAAUGAUGACAAUGAAAGUCAAGUUAGCAAGUAGACGAACAGAAAAUCAUGCAAGGUUAUGUUAUGACAUUAAUAAACUCAAUGAUACAACAAUAAUUGAAGAAUUCAGUGCUACACUUGGUAGAAAAUUUGCACCAUUACUUCUACUAGAUAACAUACAAAACAUAUCAACAGAAAUGGAGAAGGCUGUAAAUGACACGGCAAUGGAUAUGUUGGGUACAUAUAAAAAGGAAAAACAUCCUUGGGUAACAGCGGAAGUGCUGCAGGCCUGUAAUGAAAGAAGGGCAUUAAAACCAAAUCGAAACAAAAAUCCGACAAACAGUAAGGAGUAUAACGAUUGUAAUAGAAGAGUGAGAAGAAAAAUCAAGGAAGCCAAGGAAAUGUGGAUAAACGAACAGUCAAAGAAACUGAACAGAGCAUAA